GCCCAGCUGUACCACUGGGCCGAGAUGCGAGCCAAGAUGCGCCUCAUGGGCUUCAAUGCUGAAGCCGUCAAGCCGCUGAACGAGGAGGCGGCCGCCGAGCUGGGCGCCGAGCUGCUGGGCGAGGCCACCGUCUUCGUCGUGACCUGCAGCUGCCUGGUGCUGGAGUACUGGCGCCACCAGGCGUAUCAGAGUCGCAAGGAGGGGGAGCAGCGCGCCGCCUGGGUCACGAUGCGGGACGAGGUGGACCGCCUGGCGCUGGCGCUGGAGGCCCUGCAGGCGCAGGUGCAGGCGGCGCCGCCGCGGGGCGCCCUGGAGGAGCUGCAGGCGCAGAUGCAAGAGAUCUCCUCUUCAGAGUACUCAGAGAUUCCCCCUUACUUCUUGCCUUUGAACUGGACACCCAGUGUCCACCCCAGUCCUUCACGCAAAGGCUUCCUCCAGUGGGACCACCUGCCCCCUCAGCCCUGAAGUUCACCACCUCCAACCAAAUGGAAUAAUUCCACCAGGUAGUGUUAAGUGUUACCUACCUUGCCUACCCCCUGCCAACCCAUUGAACCAUUAAAGGGGAUGUGUUAUGAGCUCUGUUAUUUCUGAAUUCUAUUUUUUUUAGACUGUAAAUGUAUAAUUUAAGGAGCUCUGGGGGAACGUCAUUUUGAGAAUGUGUCUGAGAACCAGGAUGUACAUCUGCAAAAUGGGUGGCAGGCUCACUAAAAUUAGAAGCUGGGAGGGUUCUGGUGGGAAGGGGCCAGUGUCAUCCUUUGAGCCCUUUCCCAGAUGGGGAAACUGAGGCCCAGGGGAAGCAAAGGGUCUUGUCCAAGGGCACACAGUCAAUGAGGGACUGCCCCUGGCUUUCUCUAGGGUGGUGAAGUGGUUGGGGCAGGGUGGGAAGGAGUGAGGAAGCUGCCUGGUGAGGGGCACAGAGAGGAAGGGAGGCAGGAAGGCCGAGAGGGGCCAGAGGCCACCCUAGCUGCAGGAGUCUGAGGGCAGGUUCGGGUGGGAAGAAGGAAGGU
Balaenoptera musculus (blue whale) is the source of this 1007-nucleotide messenger RNA. RefSeq names its product optic atrophy 3 protein homolog. NCBI's taxonomy places the organism in Eukaryota, Metazoa, Chordata, Mammalia, Artiodactyla, Balaenopteridae. Gene Ontology annotation, biological process: regulation of lipid metabolic process. Bases 25 to 465 code for a protein of 146 amino acids. The transcript has 4 exons. Gene Ontology annotation, cellular component: mitochondrion. The record is from RefSeq and is a predicted model, not a curated record.